Molecule: messenger RNA, 195 nt
Organism: Clunio marinus
Lineage: Eukaryota; Metazoa; Arthropoda; Insecta; Diptera; Chironomidae
Source: the annotation of a GenBank genome assembly
AUGUUGAAAUUUCAUUGCGAUGAGAACUUAACUUAUGAACAAACCCCACUCCAAAUCAAAUGGAUACUUUUUGAGUGCUGGCAACGUUUCCCAGCAAUCAUGAAAAUCGAGCGUGAGACCGAAGUUCGUCGUCAGAAGUGGCGCAUGAAAGUAUGGGAUCUUCUGCCUGACUACAAGCCUCAAGACACACCAUAA